Molecule: messenger RNA, 3028 nt
Organism: Oryzias melastigma (Indian medaka)
Lineage: Eukaryota; Metazoa; Chordata; Actinopteri; Beloniformes; Adrianichthyidae
Gene: stra6
Product: signaling receptor and transporter of retinol STRA6
Exons: 18
Coding region: 477-2474 (665 amino acids)
Biological process (GO): vitamin A import into cell
Cellular component (GO): plasma membrane
Molecular function (GO): signaling receptor activity; retinol transmembrane transporter activity
Source: RefSeq, a predicted model, not a curated record
CCCAACCGUCCCCGGAGUGAGGUGUACAGAGAAACAAGAAGAGUUGCUCUUGAGAUUUUUGUUCAUGCAUAAACUAUUUUUUUUAUUUGGACAUUGGUGUGUGGGGAAGAAAAUCAGGAUUCAGCUGCUCCAGAAGGCUCUUGGUGCGGUGGUCACCCUCAGCUGAAAAAAAAAGGCCUUUAUCAGGGUGGAAGCAGCCUGCAGCAGCGGCGGCGGCGAACGGGACCUGUCACAUUACUCUCAGCACCACAGUGCGACCAGGGCACCUGCAUACUGCCUGAGAGGGAGAGCAGCAGAGUGUGAGUGAGAGUAGACCAAACACAAGAAAACAAGGACGCCUCUUCAGAAGCAGAGUCCAACGUGGGACGCGGGAGAUACUUUUUCCCUUGAGGCAGGGCCAUCUCCAACUUGUGCCGUCAGAGGCUGACGUCUACAGGAUUCCAGCUCCUCUGGGUGAAGAUCUGCUUGAAAGUAAAAUGGAUAAAGAUGCUCUGGUGGACUAUGAGUAUCCAGAUCUGGAUCCUUUACCAACUAAAAUUCAGAAAGAAACAAUCCCACCAUGCCACCCCACUGCUGACGACAUGCUGUAUCACAUAUGCAUCACUGCCAUCUCUCUAGUCGUCAUGCUGAUCCUGGCGAUUUUAGCCAGGCGCUCGAAGGCGGCAGGCAGACAGAAAGGACUCCCAGGUUUGUUAAGUCCUGUCAACUUUUUGGACCACACUCAGCACAAGGGGCUGGCGGUGGCGGUGUUUGGAGUGCUCCUGUGCAAACUGUGGGGGUUGCUCAUCUCCCACAAUCCCCUCCCAUUUACAAAUGACACAAAGAACAAACAGAACUGGGUGAUAUUAGGAGUCUUCUACUACCCCGCACUGUACUACCCUCUCCUGGCGUGCGGCACUUUGCAUAAUAAAGUUGGUUACGUGCUUGGAAGCCUCUUAUCGUGGACGCACUUUGGGGUUCUGGUGUGGCAGAAAAUUGACUGUCCCGUAACUCCUCUGAUACACAAACACUACUCCCUGUUCUCCAGCCUUCCUCAGAUAGCUUGUUUAGCAUUCCUAAGUUUCCAGUAUCCCCUUCUUCUAUUCAAGGGGUUCAAGGGCACGGAAAAGAGCAACGCCACAGAGGAUCUCAGCAGCAGCUACUACAGAGAUUAUGUCAAGAAAAUUUUUAAUGAGAAGAAAUCCAACAAAAACAGCUCAUCAAGCUCCGAAAAGCCAAAACUUCCUCAGAGAAUAAUUGAUGCAGUGAAGUCCUACAUUUAUACUCCACAGGAUGCUUUCCGUUUUCCACUGAAGUUGGCUAUUUCUGGUGUCAUAUCUUUUAUUACCCUUUAUCAGGUGGGUCUCCUGUUGAUUUCGGCUGUAAUUCCAACUCUUCAAACCGCCCGCUAUGGAGUUGAUGAAGACAUUGCAAACGUUUUAGCUGGAUUUCAAAUCGUUUUGUCUCCAGACCGGCAUGAAGUCGUCAGAAUAGUGGUCUACUAUAUGUGGUGUGUGGAAGUGUGUUACAUCUCAGCCAUGACUCUGUCUGUUCUGGUAAACCUGGCCAUGCUCAUGAGGUCUAUGGUUCUGCAUCGGUCAAACCUGAGGGGCCUGUACAGAGGGGACAUAUUUAAUGUGUACAACUGCCAGCGGAGCAUCCGAGCUUCCAGACCCGCGCUGGUCUGCUGGAUGGGCUACAGCAGCUUCACAGCUGCUCACAUCUGCAUCGGCAUGGUGAUCCAGACCAUGGUGUUCUUCCUCUGUCUUCUGAUCACGGUCUUCCUCAUCAUCAUCCCCAUCUUACACAGACAGAAUCUGUUCCUCCUUCAGACCUUAUGGAGCAUGUGGCCCUUCUGGCUAAUGAUCCUCCUGUCUGUGUUGAUUCAACACAUCACUGCCAGGUUUUGUUUCAUCAAGAAAACAGCAGGCACGCUGGACUUAGACAACAGGGGUAAUCUGUUCCUACUGACAUACCUGCUGUUUCCUGUCAAUGUCCUGAUUGGAGUCCUGCUUGCUGUGUGGCGGAUGAUCAUCACAGCCCUGUUCAAUAUUGUCCACAUGGGCCGUACGGAUAUCAGCCUCCUGAACCGCAACGUGGAAGCAUUUGACCCAGCCUACCGCUGCUAUGCUCAUUAUCUGAAGAUUGAGGUGAGCCAGUCCCACCCUGUGAUGAAGGCCUUCUGUGGGGUGCUGCUCGAGUCUGUGGGCCAGGAGAGCAAAGCUGCGCAGAGCGCUCGGGACGCUGAAGAGGGGAUCCAGCUGGUCCAGCAGGAGAAGAAGCAACACAAAAUAUCGAGUGCCAAAAGAGCCCGCAGGCACUGGCAGCUCCUCUACACCCUGGUCAACAACCCCUCCCUGGUCGGCACCAGAAAGCACUUCCAGCGUCAGACUGGGGAGGGCUUCCUGAACGGAAGUCUUAACCGCAGCACCAAGGAGGAGAACAAAAAGGAGGCUGCAGCCAAGGAGACAGAGGCGGCUGCCGUCGACAACUGAGCAGGAAUCUGCCACCCUUUGGUCAAUUUGGCUCAACUAAAUGUACCUUUUUUUUAAAAAGGCCGUUUGCAAAAUGCAUUGUAGUUCGGUGCCUUGUGUUGAGAAAUUUGCCAAGUCUUACCUAUUUAUUCGAGUCUUUUCUUUGUUCUCUCCUGUUUGUGUGAAGAUGUCAGUCUUUGAGGGCAUUAAUUUCCACACAUAUGUGUGCUUAUGUUGGGAUGUUUUGCACUGGAUUAGGUGAAAAACACUUCAGUGCAGGUUCAUUAAAGCAGAAUUCACUAAAGUGGCCCUUUGAAUGGGAGUUAUUAUAUAAAAGUGACUCUAUAUUUAUAAAAGAAAUAAAUGCAAAAAUCAUGAUUUUACUAGAUUUUUUGACUAAUCUUUUCAUUUUAUCAAGUCUGCUGUAGACAUUUGGUGUCAGGAUUAACAGGAAAAUUUGCACCUUGUCUUCUUUGUUUCAAACCACUAUUUUUGUCCAAAUUAGCUUUUGUGUAAAGAUAUGAAAGGAGAUUUUGUUUCUUGUCUACUGUGAAAUUAAAACUAAAAUGAUUGAA